Ylistrum balloti is the source of this 1284-nucleotide messenger RNA. Its product is annotated as dnaJ homolog subfamily C member 22-like. Gene Ontology annotation, biological process: endocytosis. The record is from RefSeq and is a predicted model, not a curated record. NCBI's taxonomy places the organism in Eukaryota, Metazoa, Mollusca, Bivalvia, Pectinida, Pectinidae. The transcript has 3 exons. Bases 16 to 1101 code for a protein of 361 amino acids. Gene Ontology annotation, cellular component: early endosome; plasma membrane.
GCGGAAUGAAUACAAAUGGCUAACAUUGUGGUUGCUUAUAUCUUGUGGCUGACUGGAGGCUGGCUAGGACUUCAUCACUUCUAUCUUGGACGAGACAAACAAGCAUUCGUUUGGUGGGCAACAUGGGGAGGUUGUUUAGGUCUAGGAUGGUUUCGGGACUUGUGGAGGUUACCUGAAUAUGUUUAUGAAGCAAACAAUGAUGAACGGUAUUUAAACGAACUGAGAUAUCGCCUUGUGGUGUUCCCUCGCCCACCGUUCAAUGUUGCACGAUUUACCGGAGAACUUGUGGUUGGAUAUUUAUUUGGUAUUUUGCUUAGGCUGGUGAUCCCUGAGGAGUACACGACAGAAGGUGUAGGCUGGGUGUUGGCAGUGAUUCUACCUCCCUAUGGAGUCGCCGUCGGAGUACAUCUGGUUGCCAACAUUGGACGACAAAAGUCUACAAUGUCUUCACCUCUGAUUGGUGCCUUACUGGGGUUGCCAUGGAUACUGUAUAGAACUGAUAAUAUUAUGCCUGGAGUACUUAUAGCUGCAAUUUUCGUCAACAAAUUUGGAGUUCAGUGGGAAGCUGAGAGGAGAAACGGAGGGCAUAUUUGUAAAAGAGCACUUGUAUUGACAUUUUGCGGAAUGAUCUACAUAUCUAUGUGGACCUCUGGAAUUUAUUUGAAUUGUUCUGUCACAAAUGAACAUGGCGAAACCAUACCUUUACGAGAGGCGAUUCCAAACUUUUUUAAAUCCCCUGCCUGGGAAAAUAUGAAGGAAACUAUGAAGAGACUUUAUGAGUAUUACAAGCUUUACGGAUGGGAGAAACUUCGGCAGCAGAUUGUUGAGGCUAUGGAUCCUACAGGAGAAGCAAAUGCAUAUAAAGUGCUGGGUUUAAAUGAUACAGCCUGUCAGAAAGAAGUAACGAAACGAUACAGAGAGCUCGCGAAGGAAUGGCAUCCAGAUAAAGUCAAAGACCCGGACAUGAAAAUGUUAGCUCAAGAAAAGUUCAUAGAAAUCCAAAAAGCAUAUGAUACCCUGUCUCAGAUACAAUCUCGCAGAAAAUCAACGGAAUCAGAAUCGCGACAGAAAAGUGUUCAUAAUGAUCAUACGGAGUUUUGAAAAUAUUGUGGAUCUGAAAGUAUUUAAAUGUUUUCUUUGUUUGUUUUAUACUGACAAAAAUCAUCAAAUACAUUAUUGUACUUGAUAGUCCAGCAUUUCUGAUUUAUUGAAAAAAUCUACUUUUCAUUAAUAGUGAAUGCAAUUUUAACCGAACUUAAUUUUUAUUUUCGUUUCAUUGUUUUC